ACGCGUCGAUAAGAAAGGGGACGUGGUUUCCAUUCUCUUUAGUUUUAUGAGGCAGCAGGAGAAAUUUAAAUUCCUUUUCAUCCACAGAAACUCAGCCUCCGACUGCUCCUGCUCUCCUGCUCCUCUACUUCCAGAGCUCCGCCAUGGCAAGUAAGAAAGGAUCCAAAGGCGCCCCGAAACUCAAAGACGGGAAAACUCAAGCUGGCAGUAAGAAUGGGAAGAAGGCCGACUCUGGAUCCAGCGGCAGCUUCUUCACCUGGUUCAUCGUCCUGGCCCUGCUCGGUGUCUGGACUUCUGUAGCCGUGGUCUACUUUGACCUGGUUGACUAUCAGGGAGUCCUUGACAAGGCUAAAGGCUUACAAAUUAACCUGUCAGAGACCUUGCAAGGUAAACUGGUGGCAUACGAUACAGAUGGCGAUGGUGAUUUUGAUGUCGAAGACGCUAAAGUUCUUUUAGGACUGAAAGAGAAAGCUGUUGUCAUCACUUCCCGAAGCGAUCACGCUGCUGCCCCAGUGGAGACUCUUGAAGCCGAACCCACACCAGAGGCUGUCGUUGAGCCCGACCCUGUACUCGUGGAGGAGAUAAUUGAAGCUGCUGUAGCAGAGGACACUUCUGCUCCACCAUCAGAGCCUGAACCAGAACCUGAAGCAGAACCUGAGGAAGAGCCUGAACCAGAACCUGAGCCAGAGCCUGUGGAGAUUCCUGAGGUGAUUGAGGAGGAUCCAGAGGUGCUGGAGGAGGAGGCUCCUUUCGUAGAAGAGGAGGCCCCUGCACAAGAGGCCCCUGAAGAGGAGGCCCCUGCACAAGAGGCCCCAGUCGAGGAGGCCACAGAGGAGGCUGCUCCAGCUGAGGAGGAGCCAGUAGCUGAAGAGGUUGAAGAGGAGAUGAUGGCAGAAGAGCCUGCAGAGGAGGAGGCAGCUGAGGAGCCAGUAGAGGAAAUGGCUACAGAGCAGGCUGUGGAGGAGGAUAUUGCUGACGAAGCUGUGGAGGAACCUGAAGCAGAGGCUGCAGUGGAGGAAACCAUGGAGGCCGAGGCUGUAGAGGAGGAGGCCGAGGCUGUAGAGGAGGAGGCCGAGGCUGUAGAGGAGGAGGCUGUAGAGGAGAGCGCUCAUACAGAAGAAGCUGAGGAAGAGGAGGCUGCUGAGGAGCAAUUUGAAGAAGAGGUAGCUCCUUCAGAAGAAGCUGUUGAGGAGGUAUUGGAAGAAGAAGAGGCAGCUGAGGAACCUGCUGAGGAAGCUGUUGAAGCGGUAGCAGUAGAAGAGGAGGCAGCACUGUCAGAGGAGCCUGUGGUGGAGGAAGAAGCACCUUCAGAGGAGCCUGUGGUGGAGGAAGAAGCACCUUCAGAGGAGCCUGUGGUGGAGGAAGAAGCACCUACAGAGGAGCCAGAGGAGGAAGAAGCACCUUCAGAGGAGCCAGAGGAGGAAGAAGCACCUUCAGAGGAGCCUGUGGAGGAGGCUGCUCCUUCAGAAGAAGCUGUUGAGGAGCCUGUGGAAGAGGAGGAAGCUCCAGAAGAAGCAGUCGAGGAGGUUGAAGAUGAGGCAGCAGCCCCAGAGGAUACUCCGGAAGAAGUGGAGGAGCAAACAGUCCCAGAGACAGAAGAAGUAGCCCAAGAGGUAGAGGAGACAAAAGAAGAAGCAGCUGAGUUUGUCGAGACAGAGGAACAGAUUCUGGAUGAGCCCACAGAAACGUAGAGGCUGCAGCGGUCGUCGUGGUGACGGAGCAGGGACCCAGUGACGUUGCAUCAGCACCAUCUGAGUGCGCUCAGAACAAUGGUGCAUUUUUCCACACCCGGGGAACGAAUGAGUCGUUGUGACAACAACCCACCCCUCAACCCUCAACCCUCCCACCCAUCUUUCCCCCUCGGUUUUCACAAAAUUUCCUUUUAGUGUGACAAAUGGCUGAAAACUGUUUACUAAUAUGGUACUCCUGUUUUUACCAUUGUUUUUUUUCCUUCUUAGUUUUUGUUCACUAUCUUUUUUUCGGUUGAGCACCCAUUUCCAGUUUUGCUCAAGGUGGUUUAGUGUGCGUGCGUGCGUGUGUGUGAGUGGCCAAAUGCCGAGGCAAUGUGACAUCUUUGUGCUCUCCUUGCAGCAGGUCCACCAGUGUCUUGGGCUGUAACAGCAAAGGAUCUGGAACUGUACUUUGAAAUUUCUCUGAGAUUGGCUUCUUGUAUUUAAAUACAAUUUCCAGGCAAAAUGAGGCCAUGACUUAAGACCAAUCUUUGUCACUUAAUCAGGAAGUUUGCUUAGCUCCCCCUCUGUAGCUGUGGAAAUUCAGAAUUAAGCAGCUCAGCCCCACUCACCAGUUUUCUUUGGCCUCGGUUGUAGAUUCUAUGCAAAGCUGUCGUACAGUCUGUCACCUGCCUCCCCUCUUCCGCAUCCUCACCCCUCCUCACCCAUCCAGUUUAUUUACCACUCAGUAUGUGUCGAUUCCAGGCCGAGCCACAAGCUAGCAUGUGAACUUGGAGAGAGUGUGUACAUGAAUGUGUGUGUGAAUGUUAUACUCAUGAGUGUUUUGACAAAUCUCCUUCUACUCUAUCUUUUCUGUGAGAAUCAAGUGUCAUGAUGUCGUUUUGAAGAUUUUUUUCUCCUUCAGUUUGUCUCCUAAUAACAUGUGUGUGGUCUAUAUAGACUUUUAAUUUUUUUCAUAUUUCAGACAUGGAUACUAAGAGCAUCUAACCAGGUGAUCAAACAGGUUUCAACUGAAGUUGCAACAUGUAACUUCAGUUUGCAUGUUCACAGUUUGAACUGUGAUGUAACGUGGGCCACUGUUGCUGGUGCGAAGCUGUCACGUGGUGGUGUCAAGAUUCUUUCUAAGAAAACACCAGCAACAUGGAUAGUUGGGCUGAAGCAGUUAACCCUGUGUGAGACAGAAUGCAUUUCUGUAAUCGUAGCUUCAGUGUAAAAAAGUGAUUUCUGGCUCAUAAAGGGUUAAAUAGAUCAGGAUCCAUGUUCCUGUGGAAGAGCAGUCAUUACUAACCAACUGAUGCCAGUAAAUUGAACCAACAUCCUUUUUUUCCCUCUUCAGCAGUGUAACUUUACUGCUUUGUUGGUUUAAGGGAAACCUAUUUACUGUAUCCUUUUCCUCUGAAACAUCAGUUUGUCUGUAUGAGCUUUUCAAAACAUUGAUGCAGACCCAAAAGAUCAGAGCCCAACACAUCAUUUCAUGAAUUACUCCAUCAAAUCACAGAACAAAAAAGCCAAAUGAGAUCUUUCUCUGUCUAUAUUUUGGAGUAAGGGCGACCUGAUGUUUUGGUUAUCGUUCUUUUUUUCGCCCCUGUUCUAAGUGUGUAUCACCUUGCUCUGGAUAGGAUGAAUUACUGUGACUGAGGUGGUGUGGGACAGUGGCUGCAGCAACUUGUGCAGCACAUUUUCCUUUGGAUACUGACAGUGAACUCUUUGUAGAGCUGACAUUGUAGGAAUUAUUGCAACACAACAUUACAGUGGGAGGAGGGCGACAUUAGAGAAACAUUCCUCACUUUUUAAGAAUUCUCAUGUCCCGCGUGUGUGUAGUCCUCACAUACUGUGACUAGCGGGCUGUUUUUAGGGAUGUAGCGCACCCUAGUGGUGAGCAGUAGCUGUUUCUGUAGGAUGUUUUGUCCCGUUUCUCUGUAACACUAGCUGGUCUUUUCUACUUCCUACCACUUUGUAAGUCAAUGUGAAUUGUCCAAUCUUUUUAACAUUGAAGAUUGCAAUCUUUACCAAGAGAGCUUCUAGAUUUUUAAAAGGAACAUUUUUUAAAAGAACCUGGAGAAAUAAAGAACUUAAUUUUCUGAAAAUGCAUUAAAAGCUUUUUUUACAAAGCCAUAAGCUGUUUGUCAGGCAGGUAUAAGGGGCAGUACUACUUCAACACAAAAAAUGUAUUCUUGUUCACAAGGAAAAGCAAUACAAGUCAAACCGCAGAGGGGCCACAUUGCAGCGCCCGGUGAAAGUUUGUCAUUCCUAAUCUUUGGUCAGAAGUCAUGUACAUGCUGCAAUGGGCUGCAAUGCUUUGUUUCCAGCAUACAGCGUCUGGGUUUAGUGAGCUCAGGGGUGUUGUUGGGAAAUAUUACUUUUUGGUUUAUAAAAACGGCUCAAUCUCUCAAAGUUUUGUCCAUCGAUCAUGACCUUCAGUGUGUGGAUCUGAUACUGUCCUGUAGACGAUGACCAUGGUGAUUAAAUUAUUGUGAUGUACUGACAAUGAUGGGCUGUUCAUGGAGAUUUGAAGUAUUACGGUUUUCUGUAAAUGAUCUGUUAUGCGAGCUGAAAUAAAAGGUUUGGGACAACACAA
This is a messenger RNA of Pleuronectes platessa (European plaice), 4269 nucleotides long. Its product is annotated as fibrous sheath CABYR-binding protein. Gene Ontology annotation, biological process: peptidyl-aspartic acid hydroxylation. The transcript has 12 exons. Bases 144 to 1691 code for a protein of 515 amino acids. The record is from RefSeq and is a predicted model, not a curated record. Lineage: Eukaryota; Metazoa; Chordata; Actinopteri; Pleuronectiformes; Pleuronectidae. Gene Ontology annotation, cellular component: endoplasmic reticulum; membrane. Gene Ontology annotation, molecular function: peptidyl-aspartic acid 3-dioxygenase activity.